GUGGACAACCUGAAUAUGAACUAUCAAAGUGGCGGAAAGUCACUAUCGGUACUUCAAUCUAUCAAUAUCGAAGUACAUGAAGGAGAGACGGUAUCCAUCACCGGCCCUUCAGGAAGCGGAAAGACAACACUCAUGGGAUUAUGUGCUGCCCUUGACAAUCCUUCUUCAGGAGAAAUCACCAUCUUGGGAAAUAAAAUCAGCCCACUUUCUGAAGAUCAAAGGGCUUUAUUACGAAAUAAGUAUGUUGGCUUCAUCUUCCAGAAUUUUCAGUUGCUGCCCAGUCUGACAGCCCUGGAAAAUGUAAUGCUGCCCCUUGAAAUGCAAGGUAUAUACACCGCUCACAAAGAUGCCGAAGACCUGUUGAAAAGGGUCGGGUUGGCCGACAGGGUGACGCAUUAUCCAUCUCAGCUCUCGGGUGGCGAACAGCAACGCGUGGCUUUGGCAAGGGCAUUUAUCAACAAACCAAAAAUACUUUUUGCUGACGAACCUACCGGAAACCUUGAUGGCGAUACCGGAGAGACCAUAGAAAAACUGAUGUUUGACCUGAACAAAGAUUAUGGUACUACUUUGAUCAUCGUCACCCACAAUCAGGACCUGGCUGCCAAAACCAAAAGAACCAUACAGCUAAAAUCAGGGCACGUAGUUUCAGAUCACUUAAACGAGGUUCCUGCCUGA
Molecule: messenger RNA, 675 nt
Organism: Darwinula stevensoni
Lineage: Eukaryota; Metazoa; Arthropoda; Ostracoda; Podocopida; Darwinulidae
Source: the annotation of a GenBank genome assembly